AUGGCUGGCAUUCCUCCCAGAAUUUUAAAAGUAUGUCAUUUGCAUUUAUUAAUCAAACUUCUUUAGGAAACUCAACGUCUUGCUUAAGAACCAGUUGUUGGUAUUUACGCCGAGCCAAGCGAAAAUAAUCACAGACACUUCUAUGUUAAAAUAGCUGGUCCUGAGGGCACUUCAUACGAAGGCGGCAUGUUCCACGCUGAACUCUAUCUUCCAGACGAGUAUCCAAUGGUCCCACCCAAAGUUCUCUUCAGAACUAAGAUCUUCCAUCCAAAUAUUGACAAGUUAGGUAGAAUCUGUCUAGAUAUUCUCAAGGAUAAGUGGAGUCCUGCUCUCUAAAUUAGAUCCGUUCUUUUGUCAAUUCAAGCUUUAUUGUCAGCCCCCAACCUUGAUGAUCCUCUUGACUAAGAAAUUGCUGAUUUCUGGAAGAAAGACCCAGAAGCUGCCAUCAAGAAAGCUAGAGAGUGGACUGUCUAAUAUGCUAACCAGAAGCUAAUGACAGUAAACAUCAAUUUAGGUAUCGAUAUUUUGAUGUUAAUAAUUAAUCACACCUUUAGGAAAUUGUAUAGAGAGAUAAACUAUGAGAGUAUUUAGAAAAUGCAGAAUAACUUCUUCUUUCAAAAGGCAAUUCAAACAAAAAAUCAACUCUAUGACACAAUGCAUUUUAAUGGCAUAUUGGAAAAUCCAAAUACUCCUAAACUUAUAUUAUUCAAGAAAUAAGGCCCAACUCAUUCAUCUCAAGACUAUUCUAAUGAUCAUUAUAACAAGCUUUCUAAUAAUAAGACAUUUUACAAGGACUUUCUUAAUAAGAUACAAAAAAAUCCUAAUAAUUUAAACAACACUCUCAUGAACAACAAACUAAUCUAGUAGGAGUUUAAUCGUCGUUUAUUGCCAUCUGAAAGUCAUUUAUGGACAGAAUUUAACAAUCAUUUUAAAGAGGGCAGAAGAUCUCGCAGUAAAAAGUUGAGUCAUCACGACUUUAUAGAUUUGCCAAACCUGAGCUAAUCUAAUUUGAUCUCCCCUCAUAAUAAGACAACUCAUUACAGAAGACUCCCAAAUGAGCUUAGUUAUGCGAAUGAUAUAUUUGAUCAUGAUGAUAAAAUGCGAACAUAAAAGAGAAAUUUAGAUAGAUUGCUUAAGUCCAGUGAAGUUAUCGUACUUAAUGCUAGACCCCAGAGGUAAGCUAGAAAUAAAAGAGAGCAAGACAAAAUCCCUCUAUAUAUGCCCAAGAGAUAAAAUGUAUUAUCUCAAGAAUAGCUUUAAGAGUUGGAAGUAAGCCCAGAGUAAAAGAAGCGAGAUUUUCUCCAAAAGUAAAAGGAUAAAAUAAGAGAAUAAUCUAAAUAAUUAGAGAAAAGAAGUAUAUUUGUUGUUAAAGACUGUUAAGACUUAUACGAUAAAGAGAUUGAAUUUCAUUAUGCAGAUUUGAAUGAAAAGUUAUUGAGAAUGAUUCCAGAUAAAAUUUUGGAGUCAUAAAAUGCAUAAAGACUUAAUAUCUUUGAGAAGCUAAAUUUAGCAGCUCCAUCUUACAUCAUUCAGAAAUAAAAUUUAUAGGAAAUGCUUUAGGAUAUUGGAGCAAGAUUUGGUAAAGAUUAAAAAGCCUUAUUUACCAUAUAUGGAUAGAGAAUCACCUCUGUUAUUUAGAUUCCUCCAAAUGCAAGAAUAUUAGUAUCCUCACCAUCUAAAAAAUUCAAAGGACUCUAAAAUAUUAAUAAGAUAGAGUAAAUUUUGAUUGAUGAAUAGCGUAACUCAUUCGAUAAUAGAGGAUAAAGCUCAAAACUUGAGAAUGCAAUCAAUAAUGGGCAAUAUGCCACUCAAGUUCAGAGUUGGUUUUAAACAGCUUGCAUUAAAUGGCUUAAGAAGAAUUAGAACUUCAGAUUCCCCUCAGACUGCACAGUAACUGAUAAUAAUCUUAAAACAUUUCAAUCAAGUCCCAAGUAAGAGAGAGCAGAUAGGACUAAUUAAGCUGCAUAUUAGGAAUUCACAGAGCAAAUGUUUCAAAACUAAGAUAAAGAUCACAAAUUGAUGGAUAGUUUUGCAAGGUAAAGAACUGCUUUGAGACAAUCUUCAGUAAACUCAAAUAAUCAUGACUUGUUAAAAUUUAUGUCAGCGCUAUAGCUAUUGCCUUAAAAGUAGUCUUUUAUUAUGACUGCUUUAUAAGAGUUAUGGGAUGAAGUUUAUAUUCACGAUGAACUAGAGGAUGAAAUUGCAAGAAUUAUUUGCGAGAAAGUAGUUUAAGUUCGAUAAAAAUCAAUAUCAAAGAUAAAUCAUAACAUUAUGAAGUAGAUUGAUUCAUAAUCCCAUGAAAGAUAGUUUAGACAUAAAAAUUUCAGUCAUCUUAGAACUCCAGCCAAUGUUGAGCGAAUGAAUUAAAGUCUUAUUGACAAUGCCCUAGAGAAACUCAAUAAUAUUAAAGUAGAUAGUAGUGAAUAAGAAAUUAAGUUACUAAAUAUGACUCCGAAAGACAUCAAAGUCAAUAAGAUAACAUUCAAGAAUAGACUCGUAUUCUCACCAAAUAACUUGCAAGUUAGAUAACCUUCCAGUCAUCUUUUCAACAAAUCUAUGAAUUCUACUCAAACCAAUUAUUAAACCCCAAAAAUUUCUGAUAAAUUGCUCAAGAAUUCAGAGAUAAUCUUAAUCUGCGAAUAAAAUAAAUUGAGCAGAAAGGAAGUCUAUGAAAUCAGGAGUCUUUAUUUAUCUAUGCAAUUGGUUUCUGAAUAGAUAAUAGACUAAGAGAAGCAGGACCUGAGGGCCUCUAAGCAGUCAACUUCCUCUGCAUUUGGAAGCAGAAAGAAUAGUUUGAUGAAGCAUAAUCCUCUUUAAUAAGAGGGUGUCAAUAUAUAGUACUUCAUCGAUCAUUGUUAGUUUAUUGCUGGGACACUGCCAUCAAUCAGAAAAAGGAUAUUAAUGGCAAUAGGAAUCGAUGUAGAUUCGUCAACUAGUGUGGUAAAUUGGGAGUAAUUUUUACAACUCUACUGCAUUUUCGAGCAUGCUAAAAUAGAUUAAGAUAAGUUAAUAAAUUUCUGGAUUAAAUUUUUUGAUGAGAAACUAGCUGGAACUGUUCCAGAAGAGACAUAUCUAAGACUGCUUGAGGAAUUGGUUAGAGGUAACACCUUUGGAAAGCCUAAUAAAACUACAAAAAUGUUUGGACUUAUGUUUCAAAAGCUAUUGAAAGAUGCUGAUUGUUUAGGCCAUAAUAAUGAAAUCAUAAACGAAAACUUAAUAAAAGCAUUCUAGGAAGAUAUUAUUGAUCUUGAUAUCCUAAGCAGUGCAUUAGGGAAGUAGUAGUUAGAUGAAAAGACACUUAUGAAAAUGAAAGUAUGA
Molecule: messenger RNA, 3318 nt
Organism: Stylonychia lemnae
Lineage: Eukaryota; Ciliophora; Spirotrichea; Sporadotrichida; Oxytrichidae
Source: the annotation of a GenBank genome assembly